Prosopis cineraria is the source of this 1168-nucleotide messenger RNA. RefSeq lists its product as uncharacterized. NCBI's taxonomy places the organism in Eukaryota, Viridiplantae, Streptophyta, Magnoliopsida, Fabales, Fabaceae. The record is from RefSeq and is a predicted model, not a curated record. The coding region runs from base 309 to 893 and encodes 194 amino acids. The transcript is spliced from 2 exons.
GCCAUGUGACAUUGAAUAUCAUUAUCAUAUCACAUUAAAUGUGUAAUUUAGGGGGGAAAUGACUUCUUUUACAGAUUAUCUUGGGAAAUUUUGGAUAGUAUGGUAUGUUUUUAUGGUGAAAAACAAAGAUCGUGGUAGGAAGAAAGGAAUUAUAAAACUAGUGGGGCAUCAUCAAAACUUGCUUCAUAAGGAACAUCUUCAACAUUCUCUUCAUCUUCUUCCCUUUCCAUCUCUCUUUUCUCCUCAGAAAACUUAUUUCAUUCACAGAAUCAUCAUAAUCGUCUCUUUCAUAUCUUCCUAAAACGUUGAUGUCUCGCCUAAGACCAAUAAAAAAGCUUCAACCAGCAAAGAGGGCAUGGAGGAGCUUCUCCAACAGAGUCCAAUCCAAAGUCAAUGAGCUCAACAUUCCAAGAGCCAUCAGAACCACAAUUCAACGCCUCGUUUCCACCUUCCAUUCUCUGCGUCACUUCAUCUCUGCCAAAGCUCGUCGUCGUCAUCGUUCUCUUCCCACUACACCUUAUUCUUAUUAUAACUCCUCCUCUUCUCAACACCAUGUUCAAAGCAAGAACUUCAGCGCCAUACGUAUAGAUGACCUUUUUGCAGAGCCUUCAUCUCCGUCUUCUUCUUUCUCUGCUUCUGGGUAUGUGGCUAAAGGGGAAAUGAGAAGCAAAGGCAAAGCAGAAAUGGGAAAUAAGGAUUUGGGUGGAAAAGGAAAGAGCAGCAAUGGGUUAGAUACUUUGGAGGAUGCAUGGAAGGUCGUGGUGGCUAAGUCACCGAAUUUGCAGGUGGAUGAGAAGGCAGAGGAGUUCAUCAAGAAGUUUCACGAGGACAUGAAGCUUCAGAAGGAGAGGUCUUUGCUUGAAUUCCAAGAGAGGCUAGCUCGCAGUACCUGAACUGAUUAAUUAUUGGACAAAAUUUAGGAGGUUUGGUUUUAGUUUUGGUUUUCUUCAAUUUGGGUUCAGUCUCUGAAAGAAAAAGUAACCGUACAAAUGCAAGGCUUUUGGAAAGAUGUGUGAAGAUUGUGCAGGAAAAUUACUAGGUUUUUGUGAGAUCUUUCUUUCUUUUUCAUUUUUGGGCUUCUUCCAUUUGUUGUCAUUCUUUGUUGGCAUACAGUAGGGAGAAUUGCGCUGUGGUUUCCGUUGUUUUAAUCUGAUAAAUAAAUUGUGUA